ACUGGCAGUCACCAACAAGACAUACAUGGUAGAUGUUCUAGGAAUAAAAAAUGGCAUCCAUCGACAGAAAAUCUCGGUAAAGGCCAUGGACUUGGUACUAUUUGGACCACCAAAGGAUAAACACAGGUUUGUAAGGGACCUUGUUCUCAUCCUGUUGCUUUUCAUUGCUCUGGGAGGAGUAUGGUUUGCACUCAACCAACACAGACUGGGAAAGAAAAAUGCCAUCAAGUUCAGAAAGAGGCUUGAGGCCUUACAGAAGGCAGAAUUAUCCCUGUCUGAACUACAGGAGAAACUGUCUGCAGCGGAGGAACAACAGAGAAGUGGUGUGACUGGGGAUUCUGCUGACAAUAUGGAUACCAUUUCGGAGGACUCGGAUAGUGUGAGGAGAGAACUGACAACUGAUGAAAAGUCUCGUUUGAUACAAGCAGAGGAGGAACUUUCACAGGUCCGAGCGGCAUUGAUACAAGCUGAGGAACGUAACAAAUGGACGCCACCUCAUGAACUUCAGAUCUGGCUACAGCUCUCGUAUGAAAUGGAACAUGCAUACUUCUUAUUAAAAAAAAAAGAUGCCUACAAGCGGGUCCAAAUUGUGAAGGAGGCAUGUGAGAAGAUGAAGAAAAAGCGAUCAGCAUUGUUUGGAGCAUUUCGUAUUGCUACUGACCACACUAUGGAGGAAUCCGAUCACAAUAUCCAUGAGGCCAAAGAAUCAUUAGAAGAAGUAAAUAGAAUAUUUAAAGAAAAAAGACAUCGAUGGUUAAGAAUAGAAAAAUUAUGUGACCUGUCAAUCAUCAACAACCCAGGGAAGGAUGCACUUCAUCGAAUUACACAGAGACCUACAGGUAUCAUCCCUACAUCCACCUACAGACUGCCACCUCACAUUCCUGCCAUGGAUGUUGGCGACCUUGAACUUGACGAGGACCUCCCCCCAGGGUAUCCAGGCCCAGCGCUAUUUUAUCGCUCGUCACUUGCUAACGGCCUUCCUAGACCACCAACGUACUCAGGGUACCCACCAGUAACGUUACGACAGCGUCCACGAGACCUAGGUACAGGGGGCAUGAAACCACGCCCAACAACCCCAGUGCAGGCACCCAUGACGGCACAUGCCAAGUCACCUGACCGAUCAAUGACCUCAAGUGAUAGGUCAACAUCAUUGCCAGAAACAGCCAGCCCAGAGGAAGACAGGCCUGUUUUCUCUCUUGGUGAAAAUACCCCUGAGUCACCAUGCAGCCUUCCUGGGUCAAUAGGAAUGUCCCAGCAGAACGGAAAUGCUUCAGUAGGACAACCAAACUUUAACCCUAUCCAUAACUCACAUUCCUGUUUCAUCAGCGGUAAGAAGAUCAGUGCCCACAAUAACCGUGAUAGCAUUGGCAACAGUAGUCUCCCUUUAAUGGAUGAGGACAAUUCUCAAAGUGCUCAGGUGACACGAAGUCACUCAGAAGCAAGUCUACUUAAACAUCAAGUGAAGUUGAUUGCACAUGAUGCACAGAGUAUAACCAGUACAGACUCUGGUAGUAUCCUUGAGAAUGGGAAAGUCAAGUCGAAAAAAAAUAAGAUUUUUAAAUCUCUGUUCCGUGGUGGUAAAUCUAAAGAAAAGCACAAAUCUUCGUGA
This is a messenger RNA of Ylistrum balloti, 1609 nucleotides long. Its product is annotated as stromal interaction molecule 1-like. Gene Ontology annotation, cellular component: plasma membrane; endoplasmic reticulum. Gene Ontology annotation, molecular function: calcium channel regulator activity; calcium ion binding. Gene Ontology annotation, biological process: activation of store-operated calcium channel activity; intracellular calcium ion homeostasis; store-operated calcium entry. Lineage: Eukaryota; Metazoa; Mollusca; Bivalvia; Pectinida; Pectinidae. The annotation marks the transcript as partial. The record is from RefSeq and is a predicted model, not a curated record. The transcript has 11 exons.